Messenger RNA from Guyanagaster necrorhizus, 691 nucleotides. RefSeq lists its product as uncharacterized. Gene Ontology annotation, biological process: regulation of vacuole fusion, non-autophagic. Gene Ontology annotation, molecular function: GTP binding; GTPase activity. The transcript is spliced from 7 exons. Gene Ontology annotation, cellular component: phagocytic vesicle; late endosome; fungal-type vacuole membrane. Lineage: Eukaryota; Fungi; Basidiomycota; Agaricomycetes; Agaricales; Physalacriaceae. The record is from RefSeq and is a predicted model, not a curated record. The coding region runs from base 58 to 669 and encodes 203 amino acids.
ACCUGAACCACUCCAACCUUUUUUCAUUCUAUCCCUUCACUACUUUCCAGUCUCAUAAUGGGUCGUGUUUUGCUUAAAGUUAUCAUCCUUGGCGACAGUGGUGUCGGAAAGACUUCGCUCAUGAAUCAAUAUGUCAAUAAGCGGUUCAGCAACCAGUAUAAGGCCACUAUCGGUGCUGACUUCCUCACUAAGGAAGUUAUGGUAGAUGACCGGUUAGUCACUAUGCAGCUAUGGGACACCGCCGGGCAGGAACGCUUUCAAUCACUAGGAGUUGCGUUCUAUCGAGGAGCUGACUGUUGCGUCCUUGUGUACGAUGUGAACAGUGCCAAGUCAUUUGAGACCCUGGAUAGUUGGCGUGACGAGUUUCUGAUCCAAGCGAGUCCUCAUGAUCCGGAGAACUUUCCCUUCGUUGUCCUAGGCAAUAAGAUUGAUGUUGAAGAGAACAAGAGGCAGGUUACCCAGAAGCGCGCCAUGACAUGGUGUCAGUCCAAAGGAAAUAUUCCUUAUUUCGAAACAUCCGCCAAGGAAGCCAUCAACGUUGAACAAGCAUUUCAAACUGUCGCCAAGAAUGCUCUACAACAAGAGGCAGAGGAACAAUUGUAUGUCGACUACCCGGAUCCAAUUCAACUCGACUCGGAAAGCUCUCAAAGCUAUGGAUGCAACUGUUGAUGUCUCAGAAAUACCCUUUUUU